This is a messenger RNA of Heterostelium album PN500, 582 nucleotides long. It is a transcript of the gene rab2B, whose product is annotated as Rab family GTPase. The coding region runs from base 1 to 582 and encodes 193 amino acids. Gene Ontology annotation, cellular component: Golgi apparatus. Gene Ontology annotation, molecular function: GTP binding; GTPase activity. NCBI's taxonomy places the organism in Eukaryota, Evosea, Eumycetozoa, Acytosteliales, Acytosteliaceae. The record is from RefSeq and is a predicted model, not a curated record. The transcript is spliced from 4 exons.
AUGUCUUGUUGUGGAGGUGGAGAAAAUAAAAAUCAAUAUGUAUAUGAAAGAAAGGUUAACUAUACACAUUUCCUAAAAUAUAUUAUGGUCGGAGAUUCUGCGGUUGGAAAGAGUAAUUUAACAUUGCAAUUUGUUGAUAGAAGAUUUUCACCGAAUUCAGAGUUUACCAUUGGUGUUGAGUUUGGAUCGCGAAUCAUUGACAUCGAUAAUAAACAGCUAAAGAUACAGGUAUGGGACACUGCAGGUCAAGAGAAGUUUAGAAGUAUCACCAGAGCCUAUUAUAGAGGUGCUGUCGGUGCUAUGAUUGUCUAUGACAUCACCAGACGUGAGACAUUCGACAGUUUGACAUCGUGGCUCAGCGAUUGUAGAAAAUAUUCAACCGGUGACAUCACCAUCACUCUCAUCGGUAACAAGAGUGACCUCGAGAGUGCACGUCAAGUCUCCACUGCAGAGGCACAGUCAUUCGCAGAGGAACACGGUCUUUUGUUUUUUGAAGCCAGUGCUAAAACUGGUACCAAUGUAAAUGAAAUAUUAAUUAAUUUAACUAUUUAUAAUCAAAAUUUAGUACCACUAUCUAUCUAA